Numida meleagris (helmeted guineafowl) is the source of this 1898-nucleotide messenger RNA. It is a transcript of the gene MPZL3, whose product is annotated as myelin protein zero like 3. Gene Ontology annotation, cellular component: membrane. Bases 83 to 781 code for a protein of 232 amino acids. Lineage: Eukaryota; Metazoa; Chordata; Aves; Galliformes; Numididae. The transcript is spliced from 6 exons. The record is from RefSeq and is a predicted model, not a curated record.
UUGGGGCCGUCCCCGCCCUCACCUGCGCUGCCCGCAGGUGUGCCGCCAUGUUGCGCUCCUGAGCGGAGCCGGCGCGGCCGGGAUGCGGGGCGGCGAGGCGGUGUGGGCCGGUGACGUCGGCCUUCUCUUUCCUCGAGGGGCUCUGCUGCUGCUCGGUAUCUGUGGUGCUCUUUCCCUGGAUAUUAAAACCAGUCCUGAGGUGCGAGGUUAUGUGGGUGAACAAGUAGUGCUGAAAUGCUCAUUCAAAUCCAGUUUUCCCAUCACCGAGAGUCUGACGAUAGACUGGACAUACCGGCCCCUCACAGGUGGUCAUAUGGAGACAAUUUUUCAUUAUCAGUCUGUUGCAUACACACCAACAGUGGGAAGGUUCAAAGACAGGAUAUCCUGGGUUGGGAAUGCUGCCAAGGGUGAUGCUUCGAUUGCUAUCCAAAGCCCGGCUAUGAGUGACAAUGGGACGUUCAUCUGCAGUGUGAAGAAUCCCCCAGAUGUGUACCAUAACAUUCCCCAGACAAUGCUGAUCAUUACAGAGAGGGGCUUUUCUUUCCAACUGACUUCAGUGACGCUGCUAUCCAUUGUGGUAUUUCUCCCUUCCACUGUUGUGGUUGUUCUGAUGUUGGUGAGGAUGGGAAGGAAAUCUGGAGUGAUAAAAGAGAAGAAAAAACCUGGUUGCAAGAAAUCCUCUGUUGAAGAAUCUGAGUCUGAAUAUACAGACAACUGCAUGGGGCGACUCAGAACCUGGUGUUUGAACUGUGUGGACACGGAUGAGGAAGACCCAUACUGAUGAAGGAUCAAAAGUAUGGACAAAGAACAAAAUUACAGUGCUGAAAAUCAUGACUAGAUAAGUACAAAGGCUGCUGGAAAACAGCGCAGAUUGAAAGAGCUGCUCUCAUCUUGGUGUAUUGGAACAACAAUGCUGAUUGGACAAUUCACUUCUAAGCACAACAUUUUUGAAAUCUCCAUAAUUUAUUGAGGGAGGGAGGAAGAAGAAACUCCAAAACCUCACUACUUCAGUGCCUACAGAAGCCUCAGUGCCUGCAGCUGUACAGGCUGUUUCCUACCAGCAGUUUGACGAUGCUCCUUCGUUAGUUUACUUGAUAAUCUGUUUCCUUUAUGGUUGGUGAUAUCCCUCCUUUCUUGUGCCCUUGAAGUCAACUUGCCUGAAGAGCAGAGUACUGCAGAGUGACACAUGAGCUUUCUAAGGUGAUCAUCGUUGGGCACUGACAGCAUAUUCUUCUCAGUUUUUGUGCAGCAUACUUGCUAAGGACUCAGAGCAGCCUGAUUAAGUUGUUAUGUGACAUCCUUCGUCUCAGAGCAAAGAGAACCUACUGUUUUUUAACUUUCCUGGCUUGAGCUGCCACUUAAUUACAGAAUCAUCAUUUUAUUCCUACUGUUUUCUGAUUCAACUGCUCAGCAGUGUUACUUUACUUUGAUUUUUUUUUUUUGUCCAACAGCUCCACUACUGGGUUCCUCUUCUACUUACAUGAAGCACAAUUCAUAUACAGCUUAUUUUUUAAAUCAGAAAUGCGAAUGGGGACUCUAUGUCUGGGGAAACAUAACCCCAUCUACCUCAACCACUGGCUCAAGGUGUUGCCCAAAGGAAUGUUCUGUGUUCGGAAGAACAAUCAUGUUCCUCCUCUCUUCCAAGGAAACAGUUAAUUUUGGGGAAACAGUGAAGCAUGUUGUUAGGGCCCUGUAAGGUAGGGAGUACCUUCUCUCACCAGCCUUGUUCAAUAAUGGAUUACAGGGAGCAGUGGAAUUCUUCUCUAAUAGCUGAAGAACUGCUGUUUUCUGCUUUGUUUUGGUAUAUGGCAUUGGUUGAAUCGUGUCCUUCCAUGUAUGUGAUAUAAGUUUACUGUUGACUUUGCACUGUUACCAAUAAAUUGCAAUGUUUCAUUCUA